Molecule: messenger RNA, 3885 nt
Organism: Saxophila tyrrhenica
Lineage: Eukaryota; Fungi; Ascomycota; Dothideomycetes; Mycosphaerellales; Extremaceae
Exons: 2
Coding region: 1-3885 (1294 amino acids)
Biological process (GO): positive regulation of transcription by RNA polymerase II
Cellular component (GO): nucleus
Molecular function (GO): DNA-binding transcription factor activity, RNA polymerase II-specific; zinc ion binding; transcription cis-regulatory region binding
Source: RefSeq, a predicted model, not a curated record
AUGCCGUAUGCUAAGACCUCGCAGGAGUCCUCCUCGAAUGUUUCAGCCCAGCAGACGUCAGCAGCCGAUGCAGCAGCUACGAACAAGUUGAAGAGAAGGAGUCUGCUUCCGCAAUUCAAUCGCAAAUGCUCUAGCGAUGACAAGGUCGAGCUUGGUAUUAGGGAGGAAGAUGAAGACUGCAAGUCGAGACCGUCUUCUGGAAGCACCCGCGAUUCCAGCGAGCGGUCGGGUAGGAGAGGGAUAGAUGAAGACAGGAAGGCUAUGCCACCGCCGUCUCGGCUUUCACGGCCUACCUCAAUGGUUCCACCUAGAGGAGCGAGCAUGUAUGCGAGGACACAUUCCAAGGCUCAGAGCGGAAGCGAGACUACGAGCGUCACACGUGAGGAUACGGAAGAAGACUUGGAGGCAGCCAGAGCGCAGUCUUUGGCGGCUUUGACAGGCGCUGCGCCCCCUGCACCCCAACAACAGACAACAUCUGGGUCUAGUCUACAGCGUACAGGGUCAACGAGACUGCCGCAAUCACCGCGAGCAGGCGGACCUGCGAUACCGUCCCGAACAACCAGCAAUAGAACGAGUCAAUCACACAGUCGCACGAUUAGUUCUGCGCUGGCGAGCGCCGGGGGCACGUCUAUUGCUGGAAAGAGGUCUUCCAUGGUCAAAGCAAGAGCCCCAUCGAAUGCAGACCAAGUGGCAGACGCAGCAGCUCCUCCACCAUCGCCACGAUCCUCAAUAUCUUCAGUCACCUCACGGCCGCGGCCGAGCUCGCAAGUGGGCGGAGAGCAGGUGUCGCCGCCUCGAGCUAACGGGACAGGACGUCCCAGGCCAACAUCACAAAUGAUGCCUCCUCCAGCUCGACCGGCAUUCAGUACAUACCAACAGCACUAUUCGCCUGCUAAGGCUGCUUUGCCGAAGCCUCCUGUACCCUCAGGUAAAGCUCCGAAACCGACGUCAGCUCCUGAAAGUAGCAUGGACAUGACAUUCGACGUGGCGAAGCAACAGAUUGAACUACUUCAGCUAUCGCUAAUGCACCAAGCCUCGAGUAAAUGUAUGCAAGAGUACACCGCAAGCGCCAGACGGAAGCUCGGCAAGAAACAUACGAAACUACGGAAAGACUACGAAGGUAUCAGAGCGACCGAGCUGGUUCAGCAACGGACGGCAAACCUGUCUGCUCUAGAAACGUGGUGUCGAGAUCCUAGCAUGCUUGUGGAAAAUCUGCAGAUACUGAGUCUGGUCUACAGCGAUCUGACUUCUCUAAUCGGUGAUGGCAGCCGCCAUGCAGACAUGGUCAGCAUGUUCGAGCUGUGGAUGAACGAAGCUGAAGCUCCAGAGGCUGGGACGUUCCUUCAACCCUUACCCGACGACUGGAGGACUGCUCAUGCUUCGUUGGCGCUGAAGCUGAGAUCUGUACAGCGAAACCUACGCGUGCUUCCACCGCCGAGUGAUACAAGCGACUCGAGCUCUGGGCUUGCUGUGGUGUUGAAGGGCUGCGAGACGCUGGUCGACGGCAUGCUGAGGGAGUUGGAAAUGAUGAUGAAGCUGGAAAAGGAGCUGCUUACUAGGGAUAGGAGCAGGCUUGAGGAGGAUGUUAAAGUUCUGGUGCUUGAUGAUCUCAAAUGCUCCGAGGAGACCCCAGUGUGCGCGCAAUGCACGAAGGCAAACCGAGAAUGCCUACCCGCUUCCGGCGUCACCUUUCGCCAUCAGCAGAACCCGUCGAUGAAUGGGGCUGACCAUGGCGAAGGCAGUCUGAAGAACUUCUACGGCUACAGGGAGACGUUCGCAAAGGCGACGACGUGGGUGGAUGUGCCGAAAGAUCUUACCUUUGUGCACACCAACAAUCCGUAUGAGGAUGAAGAGAACGGGCAAUAUAUGGGAGAGGUGGACAACAGCUUUCACACGCCUGCUGGCGCCAAAGCCAACCAGGCGGCUGCGAACGAUGAGGAAUACGAGCUGGCGAGACAACUGGCUCAGGCAGCCUAUCCAGCAUAUGCAACGCAGGGUUUGGAAGCUCUGAGUGCUGUUGCGAGUAGAGACCAGUACAGCUACGCUCCACCACCUGCGCCCAUGGGCCAACAGGACCAGCAGCUCUCUGGCGCCAGUCCACAGAGCGUUCAAGCAAAUGCAAGCCGUAAUCUCGACCACAUCCUUAACCCAGCUUCAGGCAGCGGCAAUAUAGACCCCCGGCUGCACUCUGAGCUCGCAACCAGCCCAACUCUUGCCACAAAUCCACAGCCCGAUCGGACUCCCGAACAUGUACGUACAGCAUCGUACAGCUCUUCAUAUCGACGGCCUAGCUUACGUGCUGCGAAAGGACCGGAUGAACGCCACUUCGAUCGAAGACAAGCUGUCGAGAGCCCUGAACUAGGAUUUCUACUCCGCGACUUCUCAGAGCGAUGCGGGUUAUGGAUGGACCUCUUCGACCUGAACUUGUUCUUCGCAACUGCUGUUCCGGUCCUGUCCGUAAAAUGCCCGCUUCUAAUGUACUCGUGCGUGGCCUUAUCGGCGAAGAGCCUGGCACGAGUAGGCGGCAGAAGGCCAGUUAUGGGCGGACAAGUCGAGCCAUCACGGCGGAGCAAGAUUGAAUCGUGGCCGGACCCAGAGAUGGCAGACACAGACUGGUACAACAAGGCUAGAGAGUACUACGACUUAGCUGUAUCACUGUUGCGACAAGCACUUGCGGGCGGCGUUCGACCUCUCACCUCUUCCUUCCCUGAGCAUGCUUCACCAAGUAGCAUCACCGCCGCUCAGCGCCAACCGCUACCUACGCCCGACUCCGAUGAGCUCGUUGCUGCGACGGCGAUCCUCUGUGUUUACGAGUUUCUUGAUGCUUCUACGCCUGAGUGGAGUAGGCAUUUAGAUGGAGCUAAGAGUUUGUUCGACAUCGCCAACGACCGAAUGAUGCACCUCACCCAGCCACCAUCGCCCAAUUAUUCACGAACACCAGCAUCGCACGUGAGCAGUAACGCUGACUUGACACGCCGCUGGUUCUCUCCCGGCCGCAAAGCUGUCUUCUGGUGCUUCGCUCGUCAGGAUAUGCUGUCUGCGUUCAUCAAUAACACACACACUCGGCUUGAUACGUUUGAUCUAGAUUUGUGGCGCGGCGCUGGUCUCAAGAUUACGUCUGACGGCUUCAUCUGCCCCAGUAAUUCACAGCAGCCUGACUACCAUCCGGAUAACGCGAUGUCGGAUGAUAUGGUCAGCAAUGGACUCGUAUGGCUCAUGGCAAAGCUCGUCAAUUUCAUAGCUGCUGGUGAUGCGGUGCCGGAAGGGUUAUCGCCUUUUGGCCUUGGGAUGCGCCAGCGAGAAUUGUUGGAGUACUGGGAGAAGCUGGACAGUCAUCUCCGAGCCUGGCAUGAUGGCUUGCCCGAUAGCUUCCACCCCACCGCUGUACUCUCUCCUCAGACUCAUACAGAGAUCGAGGAGAAGUGGUAUCCGCGACCCCUGUGCGCAUCAUCAGCGCAGUGGUGGCACUUCGCUCGAAUUCAACUCCUUCACAACAAGCCUCACGUCACAACCGCUACUGCGCCAUCUGCUACUCGACCUGGCUUCGGCAACGUCGUCCCCGGUAACAGCUUAGCAGCACGACAUGCGUCCUACUCCUCCAUUCUCCAGCAGUCACGUGAGCACGCCAAAGAAAUCGUAGCCAUCGGUCUCGGCCGCAGCGACGAGGGAGCCAGGGUCCACUCUGUCCAGCCCUUGUGGUCAGCUGGCCUUGUACUCGGUGGAACGAAUCAUGAAGACGUCAGCGAUGAAACUUGGAUGUGGCGACGCAGUGUGGUCAGUCAGCUCAGAGGCAUCGAGCAUGAUAUGGGCUGGGCGAGUGGCUAUCGCGUUCAGUCGUUGCUCGAGCUAUGGGGUCUGUCGUCGGACUGGGGCGAGGAGGGAUAA